AUGGCGAUGCCCGGAUCCUGCCCGUCAACAACGGCGGCUCCAUCUGCCGGCCACCCUCCCAUCUGCCUCACCGACGCUUCAGCUGGGGGAGCGGGAUCCCAAGACAUGCUGCGGCCACGUCUGGUGCUCUUCGGCGACUCCAUCACCGAGCAGUCCUUCCGCCCUGGCGGUUGGGGAGCGGCCCUCGCCGACACCUACUCCCGCAAGGCCGAUGUUGUUGUCAGAGGCUAUGGUGGAUACAACUCAAGAUGGGCUCUGUUCCUGAUCCAGCGCAUUUUCCCCCUGGUUGGCUUGCCACCCGUUGCGACGACUAUAUUCUUUGGCGCUAAUGAUGCGGCGCUUCCAGGACGAACAAGUCAGCGGCAGCAUGUUCCGGUUGAGGAGUAUAAACAGAAUCUCAAAACGAUUGUUAAUCAUCUGAAGGAUUGUUCCAAGUCCAUGGUGAUUUUGCUUAUCACCCCACCUCCUAUUGAUGAGGAUGGAAGAGAAAGAUAUGCACGAUCACUGUACGGAGAAGAUGCGAGGAGGCUCCCAGAAAGGACAAAUGAAAUGGCUGGUGUCUAUGCAGGUCAGUGCAUAGAACUAGCCAAAGAAAUGGAUGUACAGUGUGUUGAUCUUUGGUCAAAGAUGCAAACCACUGAAGGUUGGCAGAAACUUUACUUAAGUGAUGGACUGCAUCUGACGCCGGAAGGAAACGCUCUGGUCCACAAGGAGGUCGUCCAGACCUUGAGAGGCGCUGGUCUGAAACCUGAAGACAUGCCACAUGACUUCCCCCAUCAUUCCAAAAUCGAUGGGGUUCACCCGGAAAGGGCCUUCCAGUGA
Molecule: messenger RNA, 822 nt
Organism: Triticum turgidum subsp. durum (durum wheat)
Lineage: Eukaryota; Viridiplantae; Streptophyta; Magnoliopsida; Poales; Poaceae
Source: the annotation of a GenBank genome assembly